Molecule: messenger RNA, 4068 nt
Organism: Hermetia illucens (black soldier fly)
Lineage: Eukaryota; Metazoa; Arthropoda; Insecta; Diptera; Stratiomyidae
Gene: Klc
Product: kinesin light chain
Exons: 7
Coding region: 1079-2722 (547 amino acids)
Biological process (GO): microtubule-based movement
Cellular component (GO): kinesin complex; membrane-bounded organelle; cytoplasm
Molecular function (GO): kinesin binding
Source: RefSeq, a predicted model, not a curated record
GUUUGUAGCUUGCGUAGAAACAAGACGGAGAGCAUACGAAGAGAAAAAAAGAUAUAUCGAGAGUCCUUCAUAAAUUUUCCCGACAAUUUUUCCCAAUGUGUACUACAAGCAUUUUUCUCAAGUGUUUAUAUCGGUUUUGGAUGCAGUCCAAGGAAAUUUGGAAAAAGUGAUUUAUAACAGAAAUUCAACGAGGGUGAAAGGAUUAUGUGAUAAAUACGUACUCAAAUCGGAGGGAAAUUCAUGUUGGAAAGGAAAAUUAACGUAAUAAGAAGAAAUAGAAAAGACGGAAAAGUGUUUGCGUUCGCGCUCGAUUACUGAAAAUUACUUUGGAUGAGUCAUCCCCAUACAUGACUGCUGGCUUCCUCCUCAUCUCUGCAAGAAAAGCUUGUGCUUGUGAUAUUGUUGUUGCGGUCAUGACAUGCCUAUUCAGUGUUUCGUUGCUAUCAACAUAAAAUCCGUACAUUUUCCCCGAGUUUAUAAUAACACAUCAGAAACACAACAUUUGCGUGUACGAAUCAAGAGGGACGAGUGUGGCAUACAAUAGAAAAUAAUUAAAAAUAUAGAAGCAUACGCACUACGUACAGUGGCAUUUUCGGCUGUGAUAUAUCUGCGGAAUAAUUAGAUUAGUCAGCUCCAAAUUUUAAGGAGAAUAAAUACGUAACGUGAAGUAACGUCGCGAAGAGUAUCUAAUUCAUACGUACCAUAAUAAGUAUUAAAAAAGUGCUUUGGAAUCAUCUUUUGCUGUGCUUUUAGGAUAGUCGCCACUAUUACGCUUUCUUCUUUUUUAUACACGCAUACCCCAAUGUUAAAUUGAUAAUUUAUUUGCUGCCUGAAUUGCUACUUCCCAUGUUAUCAAGUGUGAAUAGUUCACCGCGUGUUCGUUCGUUGCUUACCACUCAAACCGCCCUGUUUCGUCUUUAUAUUCAAUGAAAAUCUACGUGUGCUAAUUAAAGUUAUAAACAAGAUAAGAUUUAAGAUAUGUACAACAUAACCGCGUCACAAUAACAUUUAAUCACCGGCAAAGUCGUGAAGCGGUGCCAUAGCGUAACGUCUAUUUUGGGAAGAGAAUAAGUUUUGAAUGAUGUCUAAAGUGAUUAACGAUUAUCGAAUUCGUAAAAUCGAAAGUAUUGGCAAAAUGACGCAAAUGACACAGGAUGAAAUCAUUAGCAACACAAAAACAGUCCUUCAAGGACUCGAAGCCCUUCGUGUUGAGCAUAUGUCCUUGAUGGCGGGCUUAGCCGAAGCCCGCCGUGACAAUGAGAAAACCGAAAUCGUACAGAAAAACAUGGAAAGUAUUGAACUCGGUUUGGGCGAAGCACAAGUUAUGAUGGCUUUAGCCUCACAUCUUCAAAACAUCGAAGCUGAAAAACAAAAACUGAAAACACAAGUGCGACGUCUAUAUCAAGAGAAUGCAUGGCUUAGAGAUGAAUUGGCAAAUACACAACAGAAAUUCCAAGCAUCCGAACAGAUGGUAGCACAAUUAGAAGAGGAAAAGAAACAUUUAGAAUUCAUGGCCUCAGUUAAAAAAUACGAUGACAACCAAGAACAGGAGGAGAACAAUGAAAAAUCGAGAGCAGAUCCAGUUGUUGAGCUAUUUCCAGAGGAAGAGCAUGAUGAACGUAAUAAUAUGUCACCAACACCACCCAGUCACUACGCCAAUCAGGCGAACUCAGGCUAUGAGAUCCCAGCACGAUUGCGUACACUGCACAAUUUGGUCAUCCAAUAUGCCUCGCAAGGAAGGUACGAGGUGGCAGUUCCACUCUGCAAGCAAGCUCUUGAAGAUUUAGAGAAAACCAGUGGACAUGAUCAUCCAGAUGUUGCUACAAUGUUGAACAUUCUUGCACUUGUAUACAGAGAUCAGAAUAAAUACAAAGAAGCCGCAAAUCUCCUAAACGAUGCUCUCUCAAUUCGUGAAAAAACACUGGGUGAAAAUCAUCCAGCCGUUGCUGCUACACUAAACAAUUUGGCUGUGCUUUAUGGUAAACGUGGUAAAUACAAAGAGGCCGAACCCCUAUGCAAGCGAGCUUUAGAAAUUCGUGAAAAAGUUCUGGGCAAAGAUCAUCCAGAUGUCGCAAAACAAUUAAACAAUUUAGCGUUGCUUUGUCAAAAUCAGGGAAAAUAUGAAGAAGUCGAAAUGUACUAUCAACGAGCAUUGGAAAUUUAUGAAACAAAAUUGGGUCCAGAUGAUCCCAAUGUCGCAAAAACGAAAAACAAUUUGGCCAGUUGCUAUUUGAAACAGGGAAAAUAUCCAGAAGCGGAAAUUUUGUACAAACAAGUUUUGACCCGAGCACAUGAACGGGAAUUUGGAGCGAUUGAUAGUAAAAAUAAACCCAUUUGGCAGGCGGAGAAUUUUCCGUUCGUAGACCUCUCAUAUCUGUAUUCAGUAGUGGCCGAAGAACGUGAAGAAAAUAAAUAUGAAAAUCGUGAAAAUACUCCAUACGGUGAAUAUGGCGGUUGGCAUAAAGCUGCUAAAGUUGACUCACCUACAGUUACGACAACGCUAAAAAAUCUUGGAGCCCUUUAUCGGCGACAGGGUAUGUAUGAGGCGGCUGAAACCCUUGAAGAUUGUGCAAUACGAAGUAAACGUGAAGCAUUGGAAUUAGCAAAACAACCAAAAGUUAAUCAAUAUUUAAGUGGUGGUGAUAGACAAAGAUCACGAUCGCGACAUCUUAAAGAUGAAACGGAAAGUUCGGAAAAAGAUGAGAAACGAUCCAGACCGUAAGAUAGUGCAUAAGGUGCAAGUGAUUUCAACAUCCCAGUAACAGCAACUUUACAUAACACACACACACACAACACUAGAAUAAAAUGAUUUUACACAAAUCGAAAAUCUCGAUGAAUCAAAUAACAGAGAAAAAUGCAAUAAAAUAAGAACUAGCCGACAUUUUGAAGCUGAGCUUUCAUAAAUAAGUCUAAAGUGAAAACAUAUUAAGACGUUCCAUAACGAAACCACACGAGUUUUGAUGUCAACAUUUCGGAACUAAAAAAAAACAUCAUUAAAUACUUUAACGUUAUCUAGUAAGCUGAAAACUAAAUAUGCUACGGUUCAGUUGAAUCAAAUUUAUUGUCAUUGAUAAGGUUUUUAUGAAUAGGAAAUACAUAUUUAUUGCUUUUAACAAAUUAGAUCCACGAUUUCAACAGCGCAGUCACCAACUUCGGCAAAUUUUAUGUUGUUCGUUUUGUUUUACUUUUUUUAAGAUUGUAUUUUAAUCUGGUGUAUUGUAUUUAAUAAUGUUAAGUAAAAAGUAAAUUACAUUCAAAAUUAAACGAAAAUCUUUUCUUUAAAAAAACGAAAGCCAACACAUCUAAAUUGCAUGUUUAUGCAGCACAUUCUCCAACUCGUACGCAAUUUAAACGAAAAUAACACAUGAAAUGGAAGAGUAUAUUCUGCCAGCUUAAUGUGUGAUUCAUAUGAAUAUUUCAAUGUUUGCUUUGGAAUCUGGAUUCUAACCGGGCAGAAACGAAACAAAAAACAAUAACCAAAAAAAAAUUCACAAAAUACAACUUUUAAAGAUCGAAAAAAAAAUAAUUUUUAACGAAUUAUUGUAUUUACUCCUCAUAUUUUUUAUUGCAUAGUUUUUUUAUACAAAUAAAAAUCUUACAUUUUGACAAACAUUUUUUUCUUUAUCAUCAAAUUAAAUUAUUAGAAUGAUUGUUAUCCAAUGGUAAUCGCGCGCUAGAUCAAUAAUAUAUGCAUCAGAACAAAACAAAUGGUCGCAAUUGCAAUAAUAAUUUAUUUAACUAAGUAAAUAAAAAAAGGGCAUUGCUAUUACAUGGAAGAAUAAUAAUUGAAAAUCAAACUGAAAUAUUUUACUAUUUGAACAUGUUGCUUGAUUAUUAUUUUAAGACAGAAACGAACAAUGAUGACAACAGGAACCUAAAUGGUGAAUUGCAUGCAGCGGGGUUUGGAGGCAUGGAAAGUAAGAUAAAGAGCGAAUCAGCAAGAACAACAACAACAAAUGCACUUUUGUAUCAGAAAUAAAUUUAAGCAUAAUAGUUAAAACGAAGGAGACGAUUAUAUGUGAGAGCAGAGAUAAGAUGGUCAAUAAAAUUGUAUAUUUAUGCUUAACA